Molecule: messenger RNA, 2919 nt
Organism: Nerophis ophidion (straightnose pipefish)
Lineage: Eukaryota; Metazoa; Chordata; Actinopteri; Syngnathiformes; Syngnathidae
Gene: enox1
Product: ecto-NOX disulfide-thiol exchanger 1
Exons: 13
Coding region: 808-2577 (589 amino acids)
Biological process (GO): ultradian rhythm
Cellular component (GO): plasma membrane; external side of plasma membrane
Molecular function (GO): protein-disulfide reductase activity; RNA binding
Source: RefSeq, a predicted model, not a curated record
GUUGUGCUUAUGUUGUCAUGUAGCCUCGUCACUGUGACAGACGGAACAUGAAUUUCUACAAUCAAUUUAUGUUUUAAUGAUGUUCACGCUCUCGUUUGUUUUCUGCCAUCUCACUGCACACAAUGUACACAAUCAUUAGUAGGUGGUGUUAAUUAGCAGACUCACAGGAACAAGUGUGUGCCUUGGAGGAGGUUAUACAGUUGUUUUCAGGAGAAUCAGGAGGACUUUAGUCGUCCAGAAUCCAAGUAUGCUUUUGAAUCAUGACAUGUCUUGUUGGCUGGGUCACACAUAUUGUGUAGUGUGUGUGUGUGUGUGUGUGUGUGUGUGUGUGUGUGUGUGUGUGUGUGUGUGUGUGUGUGUGUGUGUGUGUGUGUGUGUGUGUGUGUGUGUGUGUGUGUGUGUGUGUGCGUGUUGGAGUAAACAUGACCCGCAAACACUGACAGGAAAGAGGAGACUUUUCUUUUUUUCUUUAAGGAGGAAAAAGAGUGAGGCACACACGACCGCUUUGUAGUCGUCGUGUGUCCAGUGUUGGCCCAAGGACACUUCCUCUGCAGAAUGAAAGUGAAAGUACUCGUGGCGCAACAUUUUUCUGUCGUCUCCGUGUGAAUGCUGCAGAGCAUCCAGUGGAAGAUACUCAGCGAGUCAAAGAUCCUCUAUGUGACAGGAGCGCUAAGCCGUCUUUUAAGACCUACUGAAAUGAGAUUUUCUUAUUUGAACGGGGAUAGCAGUAAGGGCCCGCCUCCAUGAGGUUGUCUGACCUGGGCCCCGGCCUGCCAGCCUGGUUCAGGUGGUGUUGAUACGACAAUCAUGGCCAGCGUUGCUUCCUCAGCGACUGAUGGCAGCCAUCAGACCAGCGAGCGGCCUGCCUGGACCAACCUGACCGUGGUGCCGCUGGGCGUUGGCGGGCAGCAGCUGCUCUCAGACUCUAUGUGCAUCCAGAGGUUCGAGUCCCCGCUGGACCUCAUGGCACCAGUCAACCCCAUCAUGACAAGGGUCAACCUGGUCCCGGCUCUGCCCAUGCCCCCCGACGUGCAGCCGGCCAAGGAGAUCAUCCACUGCAAGAGCUGCACUCUCUUCCCUCAGAAUCCGAACCUGCCCCCUCCAUCGAUCCGGGAGCGGCCUCCCGGCUGCAGAACGGUGUUUGUGGGCGGUCUGCCAGAGAACGCCACCGACGACAUCAUCAGGGAGGUUUUCAGCCCGUGUGGCGAGAUCAUCGCCAUCCGCAAGAGCAAGAAGAACUUUUGCCACAUUCGCUUCAGCGAACAGUUCAUGGUGGACAAAGCCAUCUACCUGUCAGGAUACCGGAUGCGUAUCGGGUCCAGCACGGACAAGAAGGACUCGGGGAAGAUCCAUGUGGACUUUGCUCAGGCACGAGACGACCUGUACGAGUGGGAGUGUCAACAGCGACUUCUGGCCAGGGAAGAACGACACCGCCGGACGCUCUGGGAGGACUGUCUGAAGCCGCCGUCUCCGGCGCCUGUCGUGCACUUUUCUGAGCAUGAGGCGGCCAUGUUGGCUGAGGGGCUGAAAGACAACCACAAGUUCAGCCAGGCCACGGCCGUGCUCCUCACCUGGAUGGAUCGGGGCGAGGUCAACCGUCGCACCGCCAACCAGUUCUACUCCAUGAUCCAGUCGGCCAACGGCCACGUGCGCCGGCUGAUGAGCGAGAAGGCGCAGCACGAGGAGGAGAUGGAGCGCGCCAAGGAGGCUUUCAAGUGCGCCCUGGUGGCCAUCUUGACACAGUUCGAGCAGAUCUCAGCCGUGUUCGCCGCCGCCUGCAGACAAAAGGCAUGGGACCAUUUCUCUAAAGCUCAGCGCAAGAACCUAGACAUUUGGCGCAAGCAGUGCGAGGAGCUGAUGAAAGUCCACGGUGACGAGAUCAUGGGAUUCCGACACGAAGAGGAGAUGGAGAUGUCGGAUGAAGACUCCGACGAAAGCCCGUGCAAGAAGAUGCGCUGUGAGGACAACGGGGCGUGCGAUCAGAGGGAGGCGUGUCUUCGAGAGGAGAACGUCUCCCUGCGAUGGCAGCUGGAGGCUUACGUGAAGGAGGCGGAGCUUGCUCAGAAGGAGGUGUGCAGAGAGGACAACAACAACGCAGUCGGGUGGAACCUCCCUGACACUUCCCUGCAGCUGCUGCAGCAGAGCGUCGUCAGCGUGCAGCAGCAGCUCCACAGACUGCAGGAGCAGCUGGCGAGCAAGGAGGCGGAGUUAGAGCAAGCGAGAGAGGAGCAUCACUUCCUGGAAGGGGAGGUGCUCUCGCUCCAAGACAAGGGGGUCAGCGGGUGUCCCCCAUCAACGUACCUCAGCAUGGGCAGGAGAAGUAACGUCGUCCUUUCAGAAAAAGAGGCCCUGCUUCUGGGUGUGAUUUCGACCUUCCUCCAUGUUCACCCAUUCGGAGCCAACCUGGAGUAUUUGUGGUCUUACAUGCAGAGACUUGACUCCAAGGUGUCCGCGGGGCAGCUGGAGCGCCUCAUGGUUCGACUGCCCCUUAUGUUCAGGCAGGAGCUGAGCGGCGUGGGAGCCACUUUGGAGAAACGCUGGAAGUUCUGUGGGUUUGACAGCCUCACUUCGGGAUGACUCAGGAUACACACACACACACACACACACGCACACGCGCGCGCACACAGUGAUUGACGCAGUGGGCGGCCAUCACGUUGACACUGAGGUGGUGAACGUUCACUGCCUCCAGGGACCGCUAUGACCUGCAGGGGUGUGUGUGAUGUGACGCCCCUGCUGUCACGCCAACACUGAUGAGAAUCUUCUAUUGGGGGUUUUUGGCAUCAAGCUCCGCCUACUUUCAUGUCUUAAUCCUCAUGGAUGUUUUUUUUUUCUGUUCUAACGUCAGUCAAAGGCUUAAAAUUUUGUGUUUGCUUUUGAUGAAUACGGAGAUUUUUAUUAAAGAGGAAGUCGUCAAAACGA